UGUCAUCACUUAAAGGAGUUUCUCCUGCGAUAUUCGUCUAAAAAUGCCCAAGAAAAAAACUGGACAACGGAAAAAAGCCGAAAAGCAGAAACUGCGGCUUAAGGAAAUACGCAGCCGGGAAACACCUUUGGCAGAUGUUCCAUGCAAUGCACCUAUGGAAUGUGAAAAAUGUGAACGUAAGCAAAAAUCAAGAGCAUUUUGUUAUUUUUGUCAAUCGUUGCAACGUUUACCUAUAUGUGCUCAGUGUGGCAAAGUAAAAUGUAUGCUGAAGACAGGAGACUGUGUCAUCAAACAUGCCGGGGUUUUUACAACCGGCCUUGGUAUGGUGGGUGCAAUUUGUGACUUUUGCGAAGCAUGGGUGUGCCACGGCCGCAAAUGUCUGCAGUCGCACGCUUGCACCUGUCCAUUGCAGAAUGCCGUUUGUUUGGAAUGUGAAAGAGGUGUUUGGGACCAUGGUGGCAGAAUAUUUAAAUGCUCAUUCUGUGACGGAUUCUUAUGCGAAGAUGAUCAGUUUGAGCAUCAAGCUUCAUGUCAAGUUUUGGAGAGUGAAAACUACAAAUGUCAGUCAUGUAAUCGUCUAGGUCAAUACUCAUGUUUACGUUGUAAAACUUGCUAUUGUGAGGAUCACGUAAAGCGUAAAGGUUUCAAAUAUGAAAAGAAUAAGGCUAUACCAUGUCCCAAGUGUAACUACGAUACAUCAGUCACAAAGGACUUGAGUAUGUCAACGCGAUCGCAUAAGUUUGGUCGUCAACAACAAGGUGGCGCUUAUGGUGAUAGUGAUGAUGAUUACGGUGGCGGUGGUUUUUAUGGCUAUGGUGGUGGGGCUGCUUCUACAUCAGGCUAUGGUCAAGAUGAUGAAUAUGACGACGAUGAUGAUGACGACGACGAUGAUGACUAUGAUGAAGACGAGUCGGAAGAAGAAAGUGAUUCGCAAGCUAGUGAAGAGGAGGAAAAAGAUGAACAAAAUGUUGAUAACACUAAAAAAUCUGAAAAGUAAUAUAAAAAUUAUGCAAGUUUGGAAUUUCAAGAAUGUAUUUGGUUGCAUUUGAAUAAAUAAAAAUGUACUCAGCUGUGUUGGAAAACGA
Molecule: messenger RNA, 1085 nt
Organism: Calliphora vicina (urban bluebottle blowfly)
Lineage: Eukaryota; Metazoa; Arthropoda; Insecta; Diptera; Calliphoridae
Gene: Noa36
Product: zinc finger protein 330 homolog Noa36
Exons: 1
Coding region: 44-997 (317 amino acids)
Cellular component (GO): nucleus
Molecular function (GO): zinc ion binding
Source: RefSeq, a predicted model, not a curated record